UAAUAGCAUUACAUUCUUACUCUUACCUAAUUUUAAUCAUUUCAAUUCCAAUCUAGUCAAAAACUUGGACCGCUUUAUACUACGCCCUCCUCCCUACUUAUCCUGCGCAUAUUUCGCCGUUUUCUCGCCGAGAUCUUCAACUACCUCUCCCGCAUUCUCGCUUCCUCAACUGCACAACAUUCCUAUUCAAUUCCAGAGGAAAGAAUCAUGAGUUGUUUCAGCUGUUGUGAAGAAGAUGACUACCAGAAGGCUUCUGAAAGUGGAGGACAGCAUGUAGUAAAAAACUCAACAGGAAAUCAUGGAAAUGGUCGUGCAUCCGAAACUGCAAAGCAGGGCACUCAAGCUGUGAAAAUUCAGCCCAUUGAAGUUCCUGAAUUACCAGUGGAUGAACUCAAAGAAAUUACGGAUGGCUUUGGAGAAAGUUCUUUGAUUGGAGAGGGAUCCUAUGGAAGAGUAUAUUAUGGUGUUCUGAAAAGUAGGCAGGCUGCGGCAAUCAAGAAAUUAGAUGCCAGUAAACAGCCUGAUGAUGAAUUUUUAGCCCAGGUUUCAAUGGUUUCACGGCUGAAGCAUGACAAUUUUGUUCAAUUGCUUGGUUAUUGCAUUGAUGGAAACUCCCGAGUUCUUGCUUAUGAGUUUGCAUCUAAUGGGUCUCUUCAUGAUAUUUUACAUGGCAGAAAAGGUGUUAAAGGAGCACAGCCUGGUCCUGUUCUAACAUGGACUCAGAGAGUUAAAAUUGCUGUAGGGGCUGCCAAAGGGCUUGAGUACCUGCACGAGAGGGCUGAUCCCCACAUUAUCCACCGGGACAUCAAGUCAAGCAAUGUACUAAUCUUUGAUGACGAUGUUGCUAAAAUUGCAGAUUUUGAUUUGUCAAAUCAGGCUCCUGACAUGGCAGCACGUCUCCAUUCCACCCGUGUCCUUGGAACCUUUGGUUAUCAUGCACCAGAAUAUGCAAUGACUGGCCAAUUGAAUGCUAAGAGUGAUGUAUACAGCUUUGGUGUUGUCCUUCUAGAACUUUUGACUGGAAGGAAGCCUGUUGAUCAUACACUACCACGUGGGCAGCAGAGCCUGGUUACUUGGGCUACACCAAGACUCAGUGAGGAUAAAGUCAGACAGUGUGUAGAUGCAAGACUAGGAGGAGAGUACCUGCCCAAAGCUGUUGCUAAGAUGGCCGCUGUUGCUGCCCUGUGCGUGCAAUACGAAGCUGAUUUCAGACCAAACAUGAGCAUCGUAGUUAAAGCUCUUCAACCUUUGUUGAACGCAAGACACGGGCCUGCUGGUGAAACUCCAAACUAAUCUCUGUCUAUAUGUAUCAACGAGUAUGUGCAUAAGUCUAAGUCUGCACGCGAGAUAUAAGAAAGUGACUGCUUCAGAAGCGGAUGGAAAAUUGCUUGAACAUGUUUAUAUUAUUGUUGUGUAAUUACAAACUUGUGUAGGACCUAUUAGCAAUUAAGAAGACUUUGUGUAUCAGUUUUGUGAACGGUUAAAAUUCAUUUAACUGUAAUUAGGCAAUGGUAUUUUUCACGCUUUACCAUAGUUUAGUUUUGAUUAAGUGUUAUAAAUACACAUUCUAAUAAGUCAAUUCAUAUAUGUGCAAAUACGUGCGAAAUUCUUUCCC
Molecule: messenger RNA, 1615 nt
Organism: Glycine soja
Lineage: Eukaryota; Viridiplantae; Streptophyta; Magnoliopsida; Fabales; Fabaceae
Product: pto-interacting protein 1-like
Exons: 8
Coding region: 208-1293 (361 amino acids)
Biological process (GO): protein phosphorylation
Molecular function (GO): ATP binding; protein kinase activity
Source: RefSeq, a predicted model, not a curated record